AUGCUCUCCAAUCUCGCAGCGUCUGCGCCCGCAUCAAUAUUGCAGAGCAAUGUCCACAGUACGACCAUGCACUCUCCCAAAAUCUACACAUCUCCCUACCCGGCCCCGGUAGUCCCACCGAACUUGUCUGUUUCGCAACUGCUGCAGUUGUAUAACCCGGACGAUGUCGAGGGCGACAAGGUGAUUUGUGAAGACGAUUGGACGGGGAAGAGAAUUACCUACGCUGGGAUUAGAGUGGAUAGCGCAAGGGGGGCGUAUGCGUUGCGGAACUAUGUCGGCGUAAAUGAGGGAGACGUGGUCUGCAUAUGUGCUCCAAACUCGGUCGACGUUGUCAAGCUGAUACAUGCGGUCUUGUGGUGCGGAGGAAUUGCUGUAUUGAUCAACCCUCUGAGCACAGAGUAUGAAGUCGCACAUUGUCUGGAGGUAUCGCAGCCCAAAGUUCUGGCCGCAGACUCAGAUACAUGGCCGACUCUGUACGGUGCUGCGAAGAGGCAGGACUUGACUAGGUUACCUACCAUUUCAUUGCAUGGCGCCCAAUCCCCGUUUGAUGAGAGUUGCUCUGCGGAUAGUCUCUUCGAUCAGAAAGCUUCACUCCCAGCCUUUGACUUGUCGCAAAGAGACGGUCGGGAGCACACUGCGGUUGUGUGCUUCAGUUCGGGCACGAGCGGCAAAGCAAAAGGCGUCGAGCUAUCACAUUACAAUCUUAUAGCCUCAAUGCUCGGUGUUCGCGCGACUGAGCCUAACUACUGGUCUGCCAGUAUUCGCGGAGUGUUUUUUGCACCCCUAUGUCACAUCUACGGUCUCGUCACCGUAGCCCUCAUGGGCACCUGGGUAGGCUUAUACACCAUGCUACAGAAAAAGUACACAUUGCCAUCAUACCUUGAGCUCUCCGCCCGAAUCAAAGCCACCGCUCUCCGCAUACUCCCCACCAUUGCUGUCCAGAUCUCCAAGCAAACCUCCUUUGACCUCUCGCGCCUCCACAGCGUUAAAUACAUCAUGUGCACUGGCGCCGUGCUGCCCACGCCCACCAUACAGCACUUCCGGAGACACCUUCCCAACGCCCCAGUCUUCCAGGGCUAUGGCAUGACGGAAACGAACAUCACCAUGCUGAAGCCCGAGUCUGCGCAUCGCGUGGGUUCGGUGGGGAAACUGUGUGCAGGGAUCGAAGCGCGCAUUGUCGACGAUGAGGGGAGGGAUGUGGAAGACGGCGCACAGGGCGAAAUGCUCGUCCGGGGCCCGAGUGUAUUCAGACGCUAUAUGCGCAAUGUAGGGGCUACGAGGGAGACGUUUGAUGGCGCGUGGAUGCGGACGGGGGAUGUGGUAAGGGUGGAUAAGGAGGGAUACUGGUGGCUUACGGAGCGGAAAAAGGAGCUUAUCAAGUAUAAAGGGAACCAGGUCCCACCGGCGGAGCUCGAGGCACACCUCAACUCGCACCCGUGUGUGAGCGAGGGCGCAGUUUGUGCGCUGUGGGACGAUGCCCAGGGGACGGAGGUGCCUAUUGCGUAUGUCGCACUGACUGCGGAGGCGAAGGCUUCGAAGCAGGAUAGGGAUGCGAUGGUGGAGGACAUACGGCAGCAUGUUGAUUCGAGAGUUGCGGCGUAUAAGAAACUUCGGGGAGGGGUUGUAGUACUGGACGAGAUCCCCAAGUCUGGGAAUGGAAAAGUGCUUCGUCGGAUGCUGCCGGCUCGGCUUGCACGAGAAAGAAAGGGCAGGCUAUAGCAUCAAAGAAUGAC
Paraphaeosphaeria sporulosa is the source of this 1733-nucleotide messenger RNA. Its product is annotated as amp dependent CoA ligase. Gene Ontology annotation, molecular function: CoA-ligase activity. The record is from RefSeq and is a predicted model, not a curated record. Gene Ontology annotation, biological process: secondary metabolic process. NCBI's taxonomy places the organism in Eukaryota, Fungi, Ascomycota, Dothideomycetes, Pleosporales, Didymosphaeriaceae. The coding region runs from base 1 to 1719 and encodes 572 amino acids. The transcript is spliced from 5 exons.